GUGUACUUUACCAUUUGAACGUCGUUAUUUUAUCAUUUGGAGUGAUUUUAAUUGAAAUAACUAGGCAGGUUUGUUGGAAUGGUCCGGGAACAGUUUGUUCCGUUGCUCAGGAGAGGCUCGUGCACGUUAGCGCGGCUGUGAAUGGCUAACUUUGCGAUACUUUCCGAGACGUUUGGAGUGUUAUUUUUACUUGUGUGUAACGUUGCUAAUCUGUCAAAACUCUCACCAUGCACAGGCAGCCAACACACACAGCUAGUUAGCGUUAAUAAAGUCUAUUCACACACUAAUGGUGUCGAGUUGCGAGUAGUGUGAGCGCGCGUGCGACUAGCUAGCUCCCUGCAUCACAGUGUCGGCAGUGGAGUAACUUUAUUCCCCAUCAUUAUUCAUCUCUGACAGUUUCUCCCAUUUACUCUGAAACACUAUAUGUUGGGAACUGUCCUGCAUAAAUGCCCAGCACAGGAAUUGGUUUGGGAUGCAACGCAUGCUUAUAUAACUCUCUAUCUAAAGCUUUCAAACCACAUCUAGUGCACUGUAUGGAGAGUAGGGAGCCAUUUCGGAUCCUGCUCCAUUAAAUUACUGCUCAAAGUUUCUACUUCUGCUGGAAAAGUGCUAAAGGUGCAAAAAUGAGUUAAUGAUGAGGUUAAUUAAGAGAUUAGAUUUAUGCAACUGAAAGCAAUAGUAAAGAAUAAUAAUAAUACAAAUAAGCACUGUAUUACACAUAAUGGGAUUUAUGUAUACAAGGGGAAAUGACAGAAAGAUAGAUUGAUGCUUUCAUAGAUAGAUAGAUAGAUAGAUAGAUAGAUAGAUAAAAAGCUUUUCUGAACUUUGUGCAAAAGUUUGCAUGCCCUCUGGACAAAAUAAAAAAAAAAUUUCUUUGGUUAGCUGCAGAUGUUUCAUUAGAUAUAAGAUGCAACAAAAAUGAUCCAAUGGUGCAUGUUAAAUUAUCAUAAAAAAGAUAUCAAAAUGUAACAUUAUUCUCUAAUAACUGGCCUUUCCAUGCAACUUACCCUCUUACCCUGACAUUUCAUUAUCUUCUCAUAUUUCGUGAUCUUCUAUAAAAUGGUUUCACAGGUGUAUUGCAGAUUAUAUGUACAGAUAGAGGUUCUGUUUACAGAUGGUGACGAAACUAAAGGAAAAACCAGUUGCACUGUUACAUUUAUUUUCCUUGGUGUGGUUUGUGUCCACUCAUCCCCUUAGAGGGAAGUAUCACUGCAAAUCAAUACAGAGUUCUUCUGACUGAUCACCUUUAUCCCGUAAUGACGUCCUGUUCAUCCUGAUGGGUGUGGUCUCUUCAAGGAUGAUCUUGCCCCCGUCCAAAGGGCACGAGGGCUCAUUAACUAAAUGGUUUGAUGAGCAUGAAGAGAUAUAAAUCUUAUGCUAUGGCCUUUGCUUCCCACUCAACACAACUCAAUCUAAUUGAAUACCACCAUCAUCAAAACACAAACUGAGAGAAUAUCUUUUCAAAGAACAGUUCCAGAGACGUGAAGAAUUAAUGCCAGUGGUGUUUGCAUUGGCCAAAGUCCUGGAGCAGACCUGAUGGAAACAGUAUGUCUAAAGCACCAUGAGGCUCCUCUAGAUCACUGGAGAAUCAGUUUCACAUAAAAGAUCGGACUAUUGCAGGAGGAAGACUGCAGAAUGGUAUCUUACUGAAACGAAAGGAUUCAGAGAAAUAGUUUGCACCACAGAUAAAUAUCUUGGUGCUACUACAAGAGGUUUGUAAAAGAAAAAGUAAUUGUAGGGUGGAGGUGUAAAACUAGCUAGUUUGAGGAUUUUUGUUUGCUAAGAUAACAAGAUGAGCGCAGAAGGAUAUCAGUACAGAGCACUAUAUGACUAUAAGAAGGAGAGAGAGGAGGACAUUGACCUGCACGUCGGGGACAUACUCAUAGUGAGUAAAGGCGCCCUGUUAGCACUCGGCUACGGUGAAGGGCUGGCCGAGAGGCCGGAGGAAAUAGGCUGGCUGCCCGGGUAUAAUGAGAUGACUCAGGAAAAGGGGGACUUCCCUGGUACCUAUGUGGAGUUCAUUGGGAAGAAGAAGAUUUCUCCUCCGACCCCGAAGCCGCGGCCUCCCAGGCCUCUUCCUGUGGCACCUGGACCGGCCAGGAACGACUCGGACUCUGAGCAAGGAGGUCCCAGCACAUUGCCAGAUCUGACCGAGCAGUUUGCACUUCCAGACAUGGCCCCGCCCAUGCUGCUCAAACUGCUGGAGGCCAUAGAGAGGAAAGGCCUGGACAACCCUACCCUGUACAGGAACUUCACUGCUGGAGGUGGCCUGGAUGUACGGCAGUGUUUCGACGCUGACGGCCCGUCCGUGGACUUGGAGCAGCUCGACCUGCAGAUGCUGUGUGAUGGUCUGAGACGAUACCUGCUGGAUUUGCCCCAGCCGGUGAUUCACUCUGCAGUCUACACUGAGAUGGUACACAUUGCUCAAGAGGUUCAGGGCAUGGAGGAAUGCGCAGAGCACUUGCGGAGGGUUGCUGGUUCCUCUGUUUUGCCACCUCAGUACUGGCUAACGCUGCAGUGCCUGCUGAGACACUUUGCCCGCGUGUGCCAGGCCUCGGCCGCCAACCUGCUGAACGCCCGCGCCCUUUCUGAGAUCUUCAGCCCUGCACUAUUCCGGCAGCAGGCAUCCAGCUGUGAACCCAGUCCUGAGUCACACAUUAGGAUCAUUGAAGUCCUGGUGACCAGUGAAUGGAGCAGCAGCCAGGCAGCUCCAGCACUACCUCCGAAACCACCCAAACCAUCCCCUGUCACUAACAACGGUAUGAACAACAACAUGGCUCUACAGGACGCCGAAUGGUACUGGGGGGACAUUUCAAGGGAGGAGGUCAACGAGAAGCUGAGAGACACAGCUGAUGGAACAUUUUUGGUUCGUGACGCCUCCACCAAAAUGCACGGAGACUACACCCUCACUCUGAGGAAAGGAGGUAACAACAAGCUGAUCAAAAUUUUCCAUCGCGAUGGGAAGUAUGGUUUCUCAGAUCCUCUGACUUUCAACUCUGUGGUUGAGCUGAUCAAUCACUAUCGGCACGAAUCCCUCGCCCAAUACAACCCCAAACUAGAUGUGAAACUUCUGUAUCCUGUGUCUAAGCACCAACAGGAUCAAGUGGUAAAAGAGGACAACAUUGAAGCUGUAGGCAAGAAGUUGCAUGAAUACCACCUGCAGUACCAAGAGAAAAACAGGGAGUACGACCGACUGUAUGAGGAGUACACCAGAACGUCACAGGAGAUCCAAAUGAAAAGAACUGCUAUUGAAGCUUUCAAUGAGACCAUCAAGAUCUUUGAGGAGCAGUGCCAGACGCAAGAGCGCUACAGCAAAGAGUACAUCGAGAAGUUUAAGAGAGAAGGCAACGAGAAGGAGAUCCAGAGGAUAAUGGUGAACUAUGAGAAGCUGAAGUCUCGCAUCAGUGAGAUAGUGGACAGCAAGCGUCGUUUGGAGGAAGACCUGAAGAAGCAGGCAGCCGACUACAGGGAGAUCGACAAGAGGAUGAACAGCAUCAAGCCUGAUCUCAUCCAGCUCAGGAAGACCAGGGAUCAGUACCUCAUGUGGUUGACACAGAAGGGCGUCAGGCAAAAGAAGCUCAACGAGUGGCUGGGAAUCAAAAACGAGAACCAGGAAGAUCAAUACUCAAUGGUGGACGACGACGAGGACCUGCCGCACCAUGACGAGCGUUCCUGGAAGCUCGGUAACAUUAACCGCCUCCAAGCGGAAGCUCUGCUACGUGGCAAGAGAGACGGAACAUUCCUGGUCCGAGACAGCAGCAAACCGGGCUGCUACGCCUGCAGUGUUGUUGUGGACGGCGAGGUCAAGCACUGCGUCAUCAACAAAACUCCCACAGGCUUCGGUUUCGCCGAACCUUACAACCUGUACGGCUCGCUGAAGGAACUGGUCUUGCACUACCAGCACACGUCUCUCGUUCAGCACAAUGACUCUCUGAAUGUCACAUUAGCAUACCCGGUUUACGCACACCCGCGGCGAUGAGGACUCGAACACACACUUUGUCUGGACUUUGUGAUGCACGAUUGGAGCUUAGAAGGAGGAGGACAAGAAAAAAAGGCCUCAGCUCCUGCAGCGAUGCCUCCACUUUGGAUUCAGGACGGAGGGCUGGUUUGCGCUGCUAAACCGCAAAAGCAGACAUUUCAGCCAAGACCUUGAGGAGUCAUAUCGUUUUCCUCGCGGUCAAGCGGAAACUGCUGAACUUUGAUCUCUCUAUCUCCCAAAAUGGAGGACGAUGGAGGCCUUUCUCAAAAUGGUGCUUGUUCAUUUCAAAGCUUUACCCACUGCUGGAAUGUGGAACGCUUAUGACGAUGACCUCUGGAGUGCAACUUUUAUUUUUAAAUGCCAGUUCCUUCAGAGAGUUAUACCUGUCUGUGUGUAUGGACAUGUGUGGAUGCGUGUGUGCGUGUGUGUGGACGUGAUGUGACCAAAACUCACAGUAUCUAAAAGCUAUUCGUCAUUGGCGUGUUCAAGGUGACGAUGUGAACAGACCAUGGAAUCAGCUGAUCAAUGUAGCAAGAUGGCACUUUCAAAACAGUAUAUUUUGUGUUUUUUUUUUUGUUUUUGUUUUUUUUCCACAUAAAGGACUGUGAACAAGCGAAAGAUUUGAACAUCUCAUUUUAAAUGAGCGAAAACAGAGGACUGAGACAGGAUGUGUGGCAUUUUACUCUGCGAGCAUUACAGUGACUGCUUCUGCCUUUUAAGGACUAACAAGGCAUGCAAAAGAACCUAAAAUAGUUUCAUUUUGUACAUAUGGACUUUAAGAAAAUGAAAAAAAACGUGAUUGAAACCAUGUUGUACCAAAUACAGCGCUCAGUUCCUUCUCAGUUGUAUUCAAAUGUGCUAUGCAAAUUCUGUUUCUCCCUUUCUUCUCCGCAGAGUUGUGAUUUUUAUUUUACAUGUUGCUACCCAUAAUAUAAUUUUCCUUCUUUUUGUUUUUACAGCUUGAAGUCGUUUUUUAAUGGUAGUAUAUAAGAGAAUAUUUUAAGUGUCAAAACCGCCAAGAGAGAUGGCUUCAGUUUUACAACAGAUAAAUUAAAAAGUACUUUAUUACAAAUUUCUUUAUCAGCAGCUGAUUAGAUUAAACAGAUGAGUAUUUUAUUAGUCUUUUUCACUUUGAGCUUAAUUUUUUUUUUCCUAGGCAGAGCCUGGAGGACUAUAGUGCUGCUUCUAGUCAAUAGUACCAUAAAUCAUAAAUUGGAUCAUUUUCAUUUUCUCACUGCGCAGACUUCUAGAUAUUUUGAAGCUUUUCAAUCGUGAAAAUGAGUUCAUGUCGUGAAAUCUAAAGCUCAUAGUUUUUGUUUAUUUUGAGAUGAAUUUCCAGCCAAUCUAGAGUGAGGCAAAUUGAAUUCCCAUUUAUUUUCAAUGAAUGAAGAACAGCUCUGUAUUCCUUCUUCAUAUCGUUUUUCUGUAUCAGAAAAACUCACUGGUGUUUACAUGACUGAGUCAGAAUCUUUUCUUUUUUUUGUUUUUUGACUCACACCCCUUGUAUACUAAUCUGCUUUUCAGUUAAAGCUGAUAAACGGUAGUUCUUCCAUUUACAGAAAAAUCAACUCGGCAUCUUUUUUUUUUUUCUUUAUAACUGCCAGCUGAAUGGCUACAUUUUGUCAUUUGCUGUCUUAUAAUUCCUCAUCAGAGAUUACAGUAUUCUAAGCUUUAUGACUGGUGAAGUCUUCGGCAUAGAGGUUUGCCUCCAGCUCGACUCGUGUCUAUAUUGCAGUUAUGCAUCCGAUGAUAUUUUGCAUAAAUAAAACAUUGUGAACCAAUAA
Pangasianodon hypophthalmus (striped catfish) is the source of this 5763-nucleotide messenger RNA. It is a transcript of the gene pik3r1, whose product is annotated as phosphoinositide-3-kinase, regulatory subunit 1 (alpha). The transcript has 15 exons. Gene Ontology annotation, biological process: insulin receptor signaling pathway; phosphatidylinositol phosphate biosynthetic process. Gene Ontology annotation, molecular function: 1-phosphatidylinositol-3-kinase regulator activity; protein binding. The record is from RefSeq and is a predicted model, not a curated record. NCBI's taxonomy places the organism in Eukaryota, Metazoa, Chordata, Actinopteri, Siluriformes, Pangasiidae. Gene Ontology annotation, cellular component: phosphatidylinositol 3-kinase complex. Bases 1793 to 3979 code for a protein of 728 amino acids.